ACGAUGUCAUUUCCCGGAAGAGACAGCUAAGAUUGGGCCAUUCUCUUUAGUGUUUGCCUUGUAUGCCUUUCCCCCACCUCAUCACUACCAACAUUUUGAUCCAAAAUCACACGGGAAACCCUACACAAUUGGAGCAAAAACAAACCAAUACAACACUAAAGUAACGUAUCCAAUGAAGUAACCAAGAACUGGACAGAAAGAUAACGAGGUGGAGCUUUGCAGUCAUUCACCUCAAUUAAAUAAAUCUUAAGCGUCUAUCGCUGAAGUACUGAGGAGUUCCCACCUCGACUUAACCUACCUACCGCCUGACUCCACCAAACCCAACUGGCCAGUAUGUCCCAGUUCCAGUGUCCGGGUAACCUUAUGUCGAGCCCUGCUGCCAGCCCCAUGCAGCAGCUGUCUCAGCCCCAGCCAGGGUACAGUAUCCCCUGUGCCUCGGGCCCCCUGCCCUCCGAGAGCGCCAGUCACCCGCUCCUGAGCUCAGCCCUGCCCUCGGGCUCAGCCACUCCAUUCAGCCCCACCUCCACAGUAUCUAACAUGGCAAACCCUAAAGAGAAGACCCCCAUGUGUCUGGUGAAUGAGUUAGCCCGUUUCAAUAAGAUCCAGCCUGAGUAUAAGCUGCUCUGUGAGGAAGGACCAGCUCAUUCCAAGAUCUUCUCAGUGCGGCUAUCACUGGGGGAUCAGCACUGGGGGGCAGAGGGGACCAGUAUAAAGAAGGCCCAGCACUCUGCAGCUGCCACAGCCUUGGCCCAGACAACACUGCCCAAACCUAGCAUGAGGAACAACCCCCGCAACAACACAGUAGAUUGCAUGACACACACGGUGGAGCUGAAUGCCUUCUGUAUGAAGCUAGGGGUGAAGCCUAUGUACAAGCCCAUAGACCCCUACCCUGGGAUGAGACCAUCCAACUUCAACUACAACAUCAGGGCCCCGGGGCCUUACCAACGCUCCAUGCAACAGUACUACUACCCGUUUCCCCCGGUGGGGCCGGUGUUGUACCACAUGGAGCUGAACAUCGGGGGCCAACAGUUCCACGGGAAGGGGCGUACGCGGCAGCUCGCCAAACACGACGCCGCUGCCAAGGCACUGAAGACUCUACAGAAAGAGCCCAUACUGCUGCAGCAGCUGCCUGAGACGAAUGGAGAAGACACAGAGAACUUCAAUAAAUCAGAAAUCAGCCAGGUGUUUGAGAUCGCACUGAAGAGGAACAUGCCUGUCAACUUUGAGGUUCUGAAGGAGGCAGGUCCGCCUCACAUGAAGAGCUUCAUGGUGUGUGUGGCGGUGGGCGAGUUCUGUGGUGAGGGCGAGGGCAAGAGUAAGAAGAUCGCUAAGAAGCUGGCAGCUACAGCCGUGCUGGAGGAACUGAGGAGACUGCCCCAGCUGUCCCCCAGCGUGGAGAAGAUUCAGCCAGCACGCAUUAAGAAGAAAACCAAGUCCAUCAUUAAGCUGCAGACCAGUCCAGAGUAUGGGCAGGGAAUGAACCCCAUCAGCAGACUGGCUCAGAUCCAGCAGGCUAAGAAAGAGAAGGAGCCAGAGUACAGCAUGAUGACGGAGAGGGGGCUGCCCAGACGCAGGGAGUUCGUCAUGCAGGUGACUGUGUGUGGCCAUUGUGCGGAGGGUAUGGGCCCCAGUAAGAAGGUAGCGAAGAGGAAUGCAGCAGAGAAGAUGCUUGAGCUUCUAGGUUUCAAAGUGCCUCCACCUCAGCCCCACAAACCUGCGCUCAAAACAGACGAAAAGGUCCCGCAGAAGAAAAAUGGAGAUGGGAGGAAAGUGACCUUCUUUGAGCCGGGCUCUGUAGAAGAGAGCCAGUCACUGGGCUCCAAGGCAGAGAACUACCGCCAGCCCUACCUCAGCCACCAGCAGCUCCCAGCAGGCAUCCUGCCCAUGGUGGCAGAGGUGGCCCAGGCUAUAGGGGCCAGCCCCAGCCUAGGGCACCAGAACAAGGGCUACGGCCCCCGGACCAACCCUGCCAAGGUCACCCUGACGGCCAUGAUCGCCAACGAGCUGCUGUACACUGGUACCUCCCUGACCGCCGAUACCAUCCUGAAGAGUCAGAACAGUAUGGCUCAUCUAGUACCUCACGGACCCAUGACCAGACCCUCCGAACAGCUCAGCUACCUAGCCAACGUACAAGGUCUACAGGUGGAUUACAAAGACUUCCCCAAAAACAACAAGAAUGAAUUUGUAUCGCUGAUCAACUGCUCCUCCCAGCCGCCUCUUAUCAGCCAUGGCAUUGGCAAGGACGUGGAGUCCUGUCACGACAUGGCGGCCUUGAGUAUCCUAAAGUUACUGUCAGAGCUGGACCAGCAGCAGCACCAGCAGCAGACCAAUGACAGGACAGGGAGCGGACCAACCUCUGGGUGUGGCAAACAGGACAUGGGUGGCAGCGACUCUCUCCUCAUCAAACAGGCUAACUCAAGCACCUUGGGACAACAGACUCUGGAUGGCACUGUGUAGACAGACACACACCAUUGGUUGUUUGCAAGAAGCACUAAAAGAAAACUCUGACACUGUGUUGUGAUAGGCUGUUUUAGGAUUCUACAGGAAGCUCAGGGCAACUGUAGGCUCUAAAGCAUCACUAGUGUUCAUGUUAUAUUAAAUGUUCUGAAAUGUUCACAGUUAAACAAGAUUAAUAGAAGAAAUUGUUUUAGUUUCAUUUCCUCCUCCUUAAUGUUGUUUAAUUGUACACGUUUUUUUUUUUUUUUUUUGCUGCUUAAUAGAAAAGUGUAGCUGCAUCAUAUCCGAUAUAAUGGCAGUCCGCUCUGUUGAGAUGGAAUGGAAUGGGAUAAUGUUAACUGUGAAAAGCUUUGUUUUUGAGUAGAAGCGUUUUCUCUCUUUUUUUCCCUUUUCUGUUAACAACUUUCUUUCUCUCAUUUUUAAAUAUUUUAUUGUUCUUUAACCCAGGGCCUGGAAUUCUUGGCGGGUUGUUCACAAACAUGGCUUCAAACGUUUUUUUGAAAUAUUUUCAGCGUUUACUUUAGUCUGACUGGCGUGCCAGAUGGACUGGUUUGCAGUUUUGCCACUAUUCCAUUGGUUCCAUUGUGCCAGGCAAGCUCAAUCAAUCGCAGCUAAAGUAUUUGAAAUGAUUUCAAAUGGCUUUUGAACCCAGGUCUACUGUAGUUGUUGCAAUAGUGUUUACUUGUGAAGUAUGUUACCCCAUAGAAGGAUAGGAUGCAGCUAGCAAACCACUGUUGAUUUUCCUAGAGUGCUUUAUAACAACCACCACAAGUGAACAGUGUUUAUUUACAUUACCAUGUAGGACUGGGAAGGUUUUGAGACUAAUUGUAGCGUUUGUGUGUGUGAUGUCUAUCCCCACUGAAAGAUGGCGGGGCAAUAUAAGUCUGUGUUGCUCCCCCCCCCCCCCCUUCAUCUCUCCCCCUCCCUCGGUGUCAAACCACCUCUCUGCUCCCCAUGGAAUGUAAGUAGAACUUGUGUGCUGUAACGCACAAAAUAAAACCAUCAGUUUAUAUA
Molecule: messenger RNA, 3471 nt
Organism: Salvelinus fontinalis (brook trout)
Lineage: Eukaryota; Metazoa; Chordata; Actinopteri; Salmoniformes; Salmonidae
Product: double-stranded RNA-binding protein Staufen homolog 1-like
Exons: 16
Coding region: 334-2457 (707 amino acids)
Source: RefSeq, a predicted model, not a curated record